CUGUUAGCUCGUUUCACUCGUUUCCAUCUUGUGAAGGUUGUUUUAUUUUUUAUUUCCACCGUGCACUGUGCUUUCCGGCAUUAAGCCUAGAUUGCUUCGUCUAGUGCACUUUUCUGCAGGAUACCAGUGAAAAAUUGCCUGAAAACGAUCAAAGGUGAUUUUCUGCCAGGCCAACGUGACGCAAAGUUGACGGAUCGGUUUGUUCUCCGAAGGUACCGUUCGUUCAAGCACCCUGUUGAGAAGAAGAAAUAAGUCAAAUUGUGAUGAGGUACACACUAUCAGUGCUCUAGGUUAGCCCCAUAUCCGCGAUUCACCGGUGACAACCGAAAGCGCACACGCAGUGAGUGCUGAGCUUACCUCUAACAAGUGUUUGGUGUGGGCUCCAAAUUAUUAGAAUUUCUAUUGAACAACAGUGAGUUUAUCGACGAGUAGUGGAUCGAAAAUCGAAACAAAUAGCAACACAUAUAGUGCGCCCAGUGCAUACAAGCAAAGAGAUUCUUUCUACAAAAUUAUGUCGAGUCAAAAGCAUCGCGUACAGGUACCCGACAAGCUAAGAGAUGUGCUGUUGGAGUUUUCGAUAGCCUACCUUCUCGAGCAGCCUGGAGAUGUCAUCGACUACGCGGUGGCGUUUUUUACUAAAAUGCAGGAAGACCGCAGAACAAUGAUGCAUGCAUCGGCCGAGCCAACUUCACCGGACGAAAGCAUUUUGUCGCACGAUGAAGAACCGCUAGUAAAUCGGUAUGCAUCACGUAGAAAAUCGGUGUUCGCAGAAACCUACGAUCCCGAAAACGACGAUGAAGACGAAGGAGCAAGAGCGAUAUUUCCCAAAACGGACGAGCAGCGGGCUAGAUUGUGUGAUUCGGUCAAAAAUAUUCUUCUCUUCCGAUCUCUGGACAAAGAACAGAUGAACGAGGUCCUUGAUGCCAUGUUUGAAAAAAUUGUUGAAGCUAAAGACUAUAUCAUCAAACUAGGGGACGAUGGGGACAACUUUUACGUGAUUGAAUCGGGAACUUAUUUCGCAUUCGUAGGUGAGGAACAGAAGCACAUACACACGUACGAUAAUAGAGGUAGCUUUGGCGAGCUAGCUCUGCUCUACAACAUGCCGAGGGCUGCCACCAUUCAAGCGCAAACAGACGGCAGGUUAUGGGCAAUGGAUCGUCAAACCUUCCGACGAAUCUUACUAAAAUCUGCGUUUAGAAAACGGAAAAUGUAUGAAGCUCUUUUGGACGCUGUUCCCAUGUUGAAAACACUCCAGAACUAUGAGAGGAUGAAUCUGGCUGAUGCUCUGAUACCGCAAACAUACGCUAAGGGUGAUCGAAUCAUCAAACAAGGCGAUGCUGCUGACGGUAUGUACUUCAUUGAGGAUGGUAAAGUAUCCAUCCGUAUUCAACAGGAUGCCGGCGAAGUGGAGAUCUCCAAUCUAGAAAAGGGAGGAUACUUUGGCGAACUUGCUCUAGUGACGCACAGGCCAAGAGCGGCGUCCGCUUACGCUGUCGACAAUGUGAAAGUAGCAUUUUUGGAUGUGGAUGCAUUUGAACGUCUUCUCGGACCCUGCAUGAACCUUAUGAAGCGCAACAUCGGAGACUACGAAACGCAGCUAGUGAAAAUCUUUGGCAGCAAAAACAACAUCACCGACAUUCGAUAAAGAGAAAUUCAAUAUUUUGCUAUCAAUAAGAAAUUUGCUAAGAAAAGAAUGACGAAAUCAUGAUCUUAAUCGUACACACAAUCGUCAAUAUUUAGGAUAACUAUCGUUUCCAGAAACAUUUUCCAGAGUAGAUGAUGCAAAAUGCGGAUUAUAAAACAUCAAAAAGUCACUCUUUAGUCAGAACCAAUUGGAAUGAUGUUUCACAAGUAUUCAAUAAGAAUAGUAACAAUGAAGUAAUUCAUCUGCUAAGCCCAGUUUUAGGUAAGAAGCGCUACAAUUUGUAUACACAGAGAAGCAUACAAAAUCAGGUAAAGGGGUUUACCGACUAUCCAGGUGUGAUCGAGAAUCAAAAUUUCAUCAAAGGUCAUCAAAGGGCACCAACGGAGAAAAUAUGAAAUAACGUAUCCAAACGUUAAAACCUUUUUAACAAUCAAUACCCAGCCUUGUCCCUGAUUGGUCAACAGUCGAUGCUUCUCAAGUAAGUGAUGAGCUUGAAGCAUUCUUCCUUCUACUAACCCUUCCAAUAUUGACUCAAUAACGUGUAAUGAUUAUCUAUGAUAUCAAGGAAAUUAUUUAAAAGGCGCCAGACGUUUCGAUCGAAUGUCAUGUAUAAAACUAAAGUUGAUGGAUAUAUACAAAUGUGUAUAAGGGAUGUCCCAAUGUAAACGGUACGUUUUUACGGGAGCGUGCUUUCGUUUCCAUUCUGUUCACCGUCCUCUAGCUCCCAAUUUGCAUCUUUAUUGAGUCACGCAUUUCGAGGCAUUGAGCUUAUUUCUAUGUGGUUGUUUUUACAUUUGUAAUCUUUUGUUCGCAAAUACAACAGAUAUCAAAUAAAAAAAUACGACACACUUUAAGCAAUUAAUUAGGAAAAAUGUAGAGGAUGGCUCAUAUUCAUGUGCAUGUAACUCUCUUGAAGAUGGUCAUAACGUGGGUCAUUAUAUUAUGAAAGCCAAACUAUGUUACUGUGGUGAUCAUACAGUCAUACUUUCAACCAGCUGUUUAAAUACACCCAAUGCAGAUUAUUUGAAAUAUUUCUUUACAUAAAAAUAAUUUGACCAAGAUUGAACCACUGUUCAGUAAAUUACUUUUUGUAUACAGUGUUUUACUUUCUUCAGCACUUCCUCAUUUAUACACAUAUUAUACCGAUCAAAAGUCUCCGAACAAUGCAACUGCAGCAAUGCCGAUUCCAAUCCAUCAAAACGUAUUCAUUUUGAUUAAAUUAUAUAAAUACGAAAGAAUCAGAAAAGAAUAGAAUUAAUAAACAUAAACCAGCAUGAUGUUACACAAAUACAGGAUUAUUUCUGCAGUACUAUUUAAACACCACGCUUAAACACUCUUGAAACUAAUUCACAGAAAAAUCCAAGUCGCACCCAGGCAUAAAUAAGUUAAACGAUGUAAUGUUAUAUUUGUCCCCAUCUCUAUCAUGAACAGAUCCUAGAACCUGUCGAUUCUUGCAUUGAUCGGAGACUAAUGUGGAUGUAUUUCUUUACCACGUUAUGGGGUAGUCUUUCAAUGCUGCUAGCGCAUGCUUGUUGUCUGAAAUUUUGGUUUGACAACGAUUAAUAUUGUUAAGAAUAUCAAAUGCAAAAAUAAUUUGUCAUCCAUUGGUUGUUUGGCCGAGACUGCUGCUGGUCGGUUUAUAAUUUAUACCUAAUUUAUUGUUUGUUUUAUAUUCGCCAUUUAGUAAGACAUGUUGAGUGUAUGCUUAAGACGAGUUGUUAUUUAAAAAACCUAAAACGAAACGAUUUGGUUUUGUAGAAGCUCAUUAAUUACAAUAAAAUUUCGUUUAGUCAAAAUAGAACUACAAAUGAAACUAUAAGAGAUCAGAGAUGUUAGAUAAUCAGAAGUACAGAAUGCGUACAAAAAAGCUAACAAACUCUGCUUUAUACUGGAACAAAGAGAGAGCCCGAUUGCUUUAAUGUAGGACACGUGCAAGCACAAGCAGAAGGCAAUAUUGCAAAGAAAAAGGAGCCAUAAAAUUUUAAAUUUUAACUUAGCCCAUGUGACACCGGCGCAUCGUACUAGAAUAUCAAACGAAAACACCUAUGAUAAAAUGUAAAAAAUGCAGCAGAUUGCUUUGAAAAUAUGUAAAAACAGAACAAAUGAUGUAUUAUUUUGCACGGAGUACUUUGACCACUUUGUGCAUGAAGUGUCAAGCGCGAAGUUAAAGAAAAACUAACACACUGAGGCGUACUUAAUUAGAAACAUAACGGCGUCUGAAAGUACUGCUAGAAAGUGCAUAGCACUUAUAAAAAGGCAAACUAAUCGGCCCCUUCUCCUAUUGAAUAUCUACACUGAUGAAACAACUAAACUCGAUGAUGUCGCCAAUAGUCCAAUAAAAAUAUCUGUUUGUUAAAAGGAUCAAAAAAAUCAAAACACAAAAAUGUAUUAUUAAAAGAGGAGAGCUUACCUAGCGAUAGUGUGGUUUGAUUAAUACAAUGCUUCUUUGGCCAGAUAUUAAUUUAUAACGGUCAACAUAUCAACUGUGGAAAGAUGCAAAACAUUCGAAGUAUAUGUAAGUUCGCGCAAACAAUUUGCAAAACAUUGCACUUAAUUAGUAUGCCGUGCGAUCUUGCUCUUUUAGAUAAUAAUUGACCCCUUUCAAUACUAUUUGUCUAGACAAGUGAAGAAGUUUGUGGAAGGUUUGAAAGAAGAAGAGAAGUUCGUUUCGCUGAAAGUGUAAAUUUACGUGUUCAUCAGACAUGUUCUUUUGCUCGAAUGAAAUGUGUCGUCAUGUCGUGAGGCAGUGAUGAAAGAACGUAAUGUGAAAUGUUUUUUUACAUCCAAUGGUCAUGCAAUAAAGUGUUGCGUUUGCUUUUUCCAUAAACCAGUUCGUGUUUGGAAGAAAUGUAAAAUGGUUUAUUUUAACCAAAAGUUCUUUCUAUUUAUGUGUCUAGAAUGUUCCGAUUAUUGAUCCAUAGAUUAUU
This is a messenger RNA of Anopheles cruzii, 4572 nucleotides long. It is a transcript of the gene Pka-R2, whose product is annotated as cAMP-dependent protein kinase type II regulatory subunit. The transcript is spliced from 10 exons. The record is from RefSeq and is a predicted model, not a curated record. The coding region runs from base 512 to 1645 and encodes 377 amino acids. Gene Ontology annotation, cellular component: cAMP-dependent protein kinase complex. Gene Ontology annotation, biological process: regulation of protein phosphorylation. Lineage: Eukaryota; Metazoa; Arthropoda; Insecta; Diptera; Culicidae. Gene Ontology annotation, molecular function: cAMP-dependent protein kinase regulator activity.